Dendrobium catenatum is the source of this 3544-nucleotide messenger RNA. RefSeq names its product phospholipase A1 PLIP1, chloroplastic. Gene Ontology annotation, biological process: lipid metabolic process. The transcript has 4 exons. Gene Ontology annotation, molecular function: glycerophospholipid phospholipase A1 activity. Bases 91 to 2067 code for a protein of 658 amino acids. The record is from RefSeq and is a predicted model, not a curated record. Lineage: Eukaryota; Viridiplantae; Streptophyta; Magnoliopsida; Asparagales; Orchidaceae.
CUAAAAUUAGAAUCCCCACUCCGAUUUGCGGAGCAAACAAGAGAGGAAGGGCGAAAAGUGCAGGAAUCAAAUUAGAGCAACGGGGCCGCCAUGAGCUCCGCCACCUUGGGGAUGGCAGUUGCCUCGCCAGCGGCAUCGAGGGAUGCCGAUCUUGGAAGCGGACUUGGAAUGCGUCGGUCGCGGUCGGAGCCAUUGCUGCGGUGCUCUUUCAGGGUCUCUCAUCCGACGGCUUCGCCUCGGUUGAAGACGAGCCGAUCGAUUGGAGCCUUUCCGUUAGGUAUCUCAGGAUCAAUCCUCCCCAGCUCGAUCCGGUCGCUGAUCUUCGAGCCUGAGGUUGUCGGCCUCUCGGACGCAGAGGAGAGUGAGGAGGAAAUUGGUGCUGCUGCUUUUACUGGUGGUUUCCAGGAAGAGAAUAUCUCGAAGAAGAGGGCUAAUUGGGUGCAGAGGAUAUGCGAGAUUCGGAGUCGAUGGAAGAGUCUCCAGGCCAAGGAUGGGAGCGAUGAGACCGAUCAAUCCGUAAAAUGGGAGGAAGAAGAUAAUGCAUGCGGAGUGAGCUAUGAAUCGGAGGAGAAAGUGGAAUGGAGUCGGGAGGAGUUCGCGAGUUUGUUGAACAGGGUAUCGUGGAAGGAGACUAAGCUCUUCAGCCAGCUGGCUUUCCUAUGCAGCAUCGCUUACGACAUUCCAGAUAUCAAUGCCGAUGAAUUGAGGAGUUACUACGGAUUCUGGCUAGUGACGUCUUCGCUGGAUAAGAAGCAGGAGGCUGCUAUCAAGGCGAGGCAAGAUACUGACUCCACCCGCACGGCUCGGCCGGAGCGCGUGGCAGCAUCACCAAGCCAGUCAGCCCGCUCGCCCUCCGUCGCAUACGAGAUCGCCGCAACCGCGGCUUCCUACAUCCAUGACAAAGCCAAGAGUCUCCUCUACCUCGGAGCACAAGUCACCGAUGGGACUGAUCACUAUGCAGCUAAUUAUGAUCAAGGUCGUAAAGGCAGGACAUACAUGUCUAAAGUGGCGACCUAUGUGGCGGCGUCGUCGGUGACGGCGGUAGUGGCUGCUGAGGAGAUGGCCAGGCUGGAGGCAGCCAGGGAACUUCAAUCUCUACAUUCUUCCCCUUGCGAGUGGUUCGUGUGCGACGAGCCGAGCACACGCACUCGCUGCUUCGUCAUCCAGGGCUCCGAUUCUCUGGCAUCCUGGCAAGCUAAUCUCUUCUUCGAGCCAACAAAAUUCGAAGGAACCGAGGCUCUAGUCCACCGAGGCAUAUACGAAGCAGCCAAGGGCAUAUAUCACCAAUUCAUGCCAGAGAUCAACUCCCACAUCGUUGCCCACGGCGGAGCCGCUCGAUUCCGCUUCACCGGCCACUCCCUAGGAGGAAGCCUCUCGCUUCUCAUCAGCCUCAUGCUCCUCUCACGCAACGCCAUCCCGCUUUCGUCACUUCUCCCCGUCGUUACCUUCGGCUCCCCCGCCGUCUUCUGCGCCGGACACCGCGUCCUCGAAGCCCUCUCCCUCGACGAAACCUACAUCCGCACCGUCAUGAUGCACCGCGACAUCGUACCCCGCGCCUUCUCCUGUGAUUAUCCCAACCACGUCGCCAAACUUCUGAAGCGCCUCAACGGCUCCUUCCGUUCGCACACUUGCCUCAACACCGAGCAUCUGCUCUAUUUCCCGGUUGGAAAGCAAUACAUCCUCCAGCCCGAAGAGAAGACCUCGAUGCCUCACCCUUUGCUUCCAUCCGGCGCCGCACUGUACGCGUUGUUGGAUGGCGAUGUUGGCCGUGCCGCGCUACGCAAGUUUUUGAACACACCGCACCCGCUGGAAACGUUGAGCCGUCCGACGGCGUAUGGGUCGGAGGGAGCAAUUUUGCGUGACCAUGACUCCAACAAUUAUCUCAUGGCCGUCAACGCGCUCCUACAGCAGCACACACGGGCGCUCGUAAAGCGAUCGAGGCGGCGGAGGAUGAACCAUUGGUGGCCCCCCCUUGUUACCGCUUCGACUGAGGCGCAGCUGCCCGUUCACACAUGGGCAAAACAUCAUAUCGAAAGCGCUACUAAGGAGGUUGCAUCCGGUGCUUGAGGCCGCCCGGGGUGCGUACGUGCUAUCAUUAUAUGAGCUCAACUUUGGCAUAUGGGUUAGCUUUGUAAUGCCUGACUCUGUUAACUGGCCUUUGAUUGGAACGCAUUGACAGAGAGCAAACCACACAGGGGAAAAAUCUCUCUUUUGACUUUUGAGCAAUUCUGCAUGCGCACUCUAAGAAAAAAAAAAAUCAAGUCAUCACUACUUGCUUCCUCUUGGCUCUUGGCUGUGAUGAUCUUUGUUUUAGUUCAUUUUAUGUGUGCGGCUUUGCAGCUUGGAUGCAUAUAUCUUAACUGUUUGUUUUCAUCUAAGAAGAGGGAAAGAACUGUAAUUUCUGAAGUAUUCGUAAUAAAUAAGCAUAUAAUGUCCUAUUAUAUAUAAAUUCUGUGUGCUUCAGAUUGAAAUAUCAUAUGGAUCGAACAAAUCUGAUGAUCCCAAUACUAUUUAAUUUUUAGUUCAUUUUAAGGUUAACUCAAAUGGAUAUAUAAGAGUUUACUGAUUUUUGACAAAGAUAAUCAAAAUGAUUGUCAAAUAUUAUUCGUAUUAUAUCUGUUCGAUUCUUUUAUGCAUAAAUCAUUUUCAGAAAAGUUUAUGUAAAAAUUAUUUGCAUAACAUCUCAAACAUGUGUAAUUAGUAAUUAUGCUCCACUAUCUUUGACCUAUAACUACCACAUGUACUACUCUCCCAUACACCGUUUAUUCUCGUCUAUUCUCUUCACCGUAGGAUUAUUCUCAUCUUUAUAUUGUAUAAGCAUAUGAGGAGGAAUAUAAGACUUAUGCUUUAUCCAUGGCUAUGUGUUUCUCUUUGCCUUUUUCUUUUUCCUGUGUGCAGGUUACAAGCGUCUUUAUGGUAUCAGAGCUCCAGGACGUAAGCCGUGCCGGAGUCGAUUUCAAUAGCUGGCAACGAAUCAUCUUCUACCUCCUCUGCCCUACCACAGACAGUGGUCACAAAUGUUCCCAUCCUGACACAAUUAAAGUUUUUACUGGCGAAUGUCAAGACCGUCCUCAACACUCAACUGGUCGCUGACAACUACCCUCUCCGGCGCUCAUAGAUCUAUAAGUUAUUUAUGGCAAACGGUGUCAACAGAUAUCUGGAUGGCUCCAUACCUAAACCGCAGUGACAUAUCCAAGGAUCAGAUAAUACUCUAAUCCCUAAUCAAGCUUAGACUACCUGGAUGAUGGUGGAUCAAAACCUAUAGUUUACACUCUUCUCUACAACCUCGCCUUCGAUUAUACCAUAUGUGCUCAACCUAGAAGCUUGCAAGGACAUCUGGCUCACAUUAGAUAGGCGACUUCAGUCUACAAAUCAAUCACGCAUUCAGCAGAUCAAAAAUGAACUACACCAGCUACAUAUGAUAGAUCGUAACAUAAUGUAGUAUUUAACAGAAGUAAAGCAGAAGGUUGAUGCCAUUCAAGCGGGGACAUAAUAUUAUACACGCUUAAUGGUUUACCUCAGGUAUACAAUGCUUUUAAAACAA